Messenger RNA from Hirsutella rhossiliensis, 642 nucleotides. RefSeq names its product Ribonuclease H-like protein. Gene Ontology annotation, molecular function: protein dimerization activity. The transcript is spliced from 2 exons. Bases 1 to 642 code for a protein of 213 amino acids. The record is from RefSeq and is a predicted model, not a curated record. NCBI's taxonomy places the organism in Eukaryota, Fungi, Ascomycota, Sordariomycetes, Hypocreales, Ophiocordycipitaceae.
AUGGAUGUCCUCCAUAAGCACUACCAGCAAGCUUUCGAGAAAUACAAGCUGAAUCAACAACUUCUCGGCCCAGUGCUGACCAGCUGGCACGUUUUCGACAAAUAUUAUCGGCUUUCCGACGAGACCCCGGCAUACGAUGCAGCCCUGCUCUGGGAAGAAGAGUACAUGAACCUCCCGACAAUUUCUGUUACGCCUUCCAAAGUAUCAGUACUGCAGCAGGACGAGUAUGACUUACUCGCACAGGAGCUCGACGUCAUAGGCAAGGAACCAGAUACAGACGAGUACGAAGCCUUCACAUCGCAGUCGCCUAUCCAGAUCGACGGUUCACCACUUGCCUGGUGGCAUCGCGAUGAGCAACGUGAGCGUUUCCCUCGCUUGUCUAAGAUGGCGAUAGACAUACUCUCAAUACCUGCCAUGUCUGCGGAUCCGGAACGCACAUUCUCGGGCGCAAGGCGUACUAUCUCUUGGGAUCGAAUGCUCCUCGGAGCAUCGACAGUCGAGAGAGGAGAGUGCUUGAAAAGUUGGAUUUGCAACGGCAUUACGGCAGGGCUACGAAUAGAGGAGGUCGAACAAUACGAGUCCGCGUCAGCAGAAGAAUGUAUUAAUAGCACCUCCUUGGACGCGGAAGAUAUGGACCAAUGA